This is a messenger RNA of Cavenderia fasciculata, 960 nucleotides long. RefSeq lists its product as uncharacterized. The coding region runs from base 1 to 960 and encodes 319 amino acids. The record is from RefSeq and is a predicted model, not a curated record. The transcript is spliced from 3 exons. NCBI's taxonomy places the organism in Eukaryota, Evosea, Eumycetozoa, Acytosteliales, Cavenderiaceae.
AUGUCAUCUUCAUUUGUCGCUGAUCGUAUUCUCUGCAAUACAUCAAUUACUUCCAAUGUUCAACCAAACUACAUCUCAUCAGGAGGCUGGUAUUUGGUGAUGCAAGAAGAUUCAAAUCUUGUUUUGUAUUGCGGUAACGUCUUUACACCAAACAAUGCUGUUUGGUCAAGUGGAACAAACGGUAAGGGCCAUGGAGUAGCUAGAUGCACAAUGCAAGCUGAUGGUAAUUUAGUUGUUUAUGAUGGAAAUUCAAAGCCAUUGUGGGCAUCAAACACCAACAAUGUAGGUCGUGGACCACAUAUUGCUUACCUUAAUCCAACUGGUAUUUUGGAGGUUGUCGACAGCCAAGGAGCCGUCAUCUUCAAGAGUCAACAAGUUCCACCACAAAAGCAACCACAACCACAGGUGCCACAAACCACUACCACUACCUACUAUCCCAAUGUGAUUGUUACCACUGGACCAGCCUAUCCCGCUGCCACCCCAUACCCAUCAGCCUAUCCAGCAGCCACUCCAUACCCAUCUGCCGCCUCUCCAUACCCAGGUCCAUCUUCUCACCACCUCCUCCAUCCACACCACCACCGUGGAAAGUCUUACUUCCCAGGUCACGAAUUGUCCUGCGGCGCUGGCUUGCACUCUUCCAACGUCUCGGCCGUCAACCACGGUCAAUUCAACCUCGUCAUGCAAGAAGACGGUAACUUGGUCGUCUACCAAGGCCAAUCUUGGGAGCCAAGACACUCCAUCUGGGCUACUGGUACCGAUAACAAGGGACAAGGCCCAUUCAGAUUGACCAUGCAACACGAUGGUAACUUGGUCUUGUAUGACAUCAACAGCAAGCCAACUUGGGCUUCUGGUACCGACAACAAGGGUCAACAACCACUCAAGCUUCACUUUACCAAUCAUGGUGCUUUGCAACUUAUUGAUCGUCAUAAUACUCUUAUCUGGACCAACAAGAAUAUAUAG